Aspergillus affinis is the source of this 501-nucleotide messenger RNA. RefSeq lists its product as uncharacterized. The transcript is spliced from 3 exons. The record is from RefSeq and is a predicted model, not a curated record. Bases 1 to 501 code for a protein of 166 amino acids. NCBI's taxonomy places the organism in Eukaryota, Fungi, Ascomycota, Eurotiomycetes, Eurotiales, Aspergillaceae.
AUGCGUGUCAACAGCCGCUUUAAGGAAUACAACAAGCAACGGCUAGAGCUCCUCGGCGUAGCCAUGGCCGGCGUUCAGGUCGUGGUGACACUCCCGAUGGACGUUGAAGAAAUGCUUCGUCGGGGUUUGGACCCUCAAUUCGUCAUCUUCGACGAGGCUAGUUUUUCCGGGACCCUGACCUUUACUACAUCCUAUCUGUCGCCCCCUGUCUUCACUCAGCAGGGGGAGAAGGCCUGGCAAGCCUCAGCCUUCGAGCAUCUGGUCUCGAAGAAAGGUUCGGAAGCGGAAUUCAUCAUCGUUCUGAUAACCCGCAAUGCUGGUGCGCCGGGCUUCCUCAAGUCGACCAAGCGGACCAUACUAGCCCAGUUUAUUGUCGGCGAUUGGACCUGGAUCGGUGGCAGUACUUUCUCCAAGGACUCGAAGAAAGUUUAUAAGUACUUGGAGGAGGCUGAGAACAUCGUGGAGAAUCGGGCCUAUGUCAUCAGCCCAAAAAAGGUGUAG